AUGACUUCAAAAAAUAUUGAGAUUAAGCAAAAUGUAUUUUUAUCAAACAUUUUCUGCCAUUCGGAAAAUUUAAAAAAUUUAUUAAGAGCGAACUCUAAAAAAAGAGCCAGAGAAAAGGAUAAGGAAAAAAACUACUUAUCAGCGCAAAACUUUUCAUACGAUAAAAAUGAAAAUGAGGAUAUAUUUAAGGUAGAAGAAAUUUACGAUAGAGACUUUUCGUCGAAGGAAAAAAUAUGCAAGUUAUUUGUGCCGUUCAAAAAUAGAAGGGAAAGAGAACCAAGAUUUAUUACAAUAGAAAAAAUAAAGAAAAAAUAUAAGAGCAUUAAUAUUUAUGAUGUAUUAAAUGAGAAAAAAAAAUUGCUUGAUUCUGAAGAGCUAAAUUCCAAGUGGAUUGACAUAAUAAAUUAUGAAGAUUCAUCAUUUGAUAUAUUUACCAUAGAGGAAAUAGUAAAGGAGUUAAAAGAAGUAGAUUACACAGAUGAGUUCGAAAGGAAUAAGGAAAUAAAAGAAGAAAAAGAAGAGGAAGAAAAAAGAAAAAAAAAGAAAAAGCAAUUAAAAGAAGUAGACAAUGAUAAUAUAGACGGAAAAGAAAAAUUUAUUGUACCUUUUAAGGCAAAAGGUGUAAUAUCACUUAAUAAUACCAUUUUUGAAAGUACAUUUGAUGAUAUAUAUAUAUAUGAUUAUAAUAGUGAAUCUAAUUUAUUUAAAGUAAAAAAAAAAACAGCCAGUGAGUUUUUCGAAAUUAACAGAAUUCAAUUUUUUUUUACUACUGAAAAUCCAAUCGCAUAUGGAGAAAAAGUAUUUAAUGCUAUUAAGAAUAAAUCAAAUAGCUUAAAAAAGAAAAUAUAUUAUUCAAAAAAUGACAGUACAUUUAAAGACUUCAAUUGUAUAAUGAAUGAUGUGCAGGAUAUUAUGGAAAAUAAUAUAAAUAUAAAAAACUGUGAAAAUAUUGAAACGAUUACAAAAAAUUUAAACGAUUUCUGUAAUAUAUGGUUAGGACGACGUAUUUUAAAUAAUAAUCUAAAAAAUUACUACAAGGGAGAUACAAAGAAAAAGGAAAUAAAAUAUUACAACUAUGAUUUUGAAAAUAAAAAAAAUAUUAUUAAGCAAUGUGUAUUGCUAGAAAAUACAAAAGUCAUAAAAACUUUUCUGGAUAUAAUAAAUAAAUGUGCCUUGAUUAAAAUAUCUGUAUUUGACACAGCUAUUUCUAGUCCCUUUGAGUUAAACGAUUUUUUCCAAUUGCAAAACACGUCCGUUUUGAAGUCGUUCGAAACUGUAAACAACAUAUGGAUGAAUGACAUUAAAUUCACCAUUGAGGAAAACUUAAAGGAUUGUACGAAAGGAAACUACAAUUUGAAGGACAUUUCGAUUGAAACAUUUAAAUAUACAAAAAUACGAAUAUUUUUUAACAUAUUAAAACUUAUGAUCGAGAAAAAAAUAAAUGAAAUGUUAAUAAAUAAUAUUGAAGAUUUUGUCCAAAUUUUUACACAUAACAUGAAAAGUUAUAAAAGGAACAAACUGUAUAUACCAGUAUUUGUCAUCAAUAUAACAAAAAAAUUUGACUAUUCAAGAUUUAUUUUAGAUAAUAAUCCUAUAUGUUUUUAUGAAAAAUUUGAAGAUUUAAUUUUUUCUACUUUAAUUAAAUAUCAACAAAUAGAAAAAAUAGAAAAGUUAGUCAUACCUCAAGUAUUCAAAAAUGAUAAGUUUAUAUUUUAUAAAUCCAUGAAAGAAAAUGAUAUGUUUAUAUGUGAAAAAUUAAAUGAAGUAAAAAAUAUGUUUGAAGAAUCAAAAUUCGUUUUAAAUAAUUAUUUAUCAAAAAUUAACAAGCAUGCAGACAUUUUAAAUUUUAAUGUCAAUGAAGCUAUUAAAAAUAUAGACAUAAAUACAAGCGUGGAACAUAUUCAAAAUAUCAUAAAUAAAAAUUUGGAAAAAAUACAAAAUAUCAAUGAAACAGUUGAGGAUACCAUUAAUUUAGGUGUAUUCCUGGUGAAGUCUAAAGAUAUUAAACUUUUCAUUAUAAACGAAAUUAACAAUUAUAUUAAGGCUCUGACGAAUAUUAUUGUCCAGAGAUAUAAGGAAAAGUACACGUCGAAUCUAAUGUUUUACAACUCUAUCAUUGUAAGGCUAAAAAAGAAGACAAGCAAAAUUCAAGAAAUUUAUGAAAAGGAAGAAUACAUAAAAGAUAUGAAGAAAAGUCUUGAUUUUGUAUCCCAUGAUAUCAAAGAAAUAAAUAUAUUAUUUAACUCCUUAAAUAAAUUAAAUUAUAAAUUUUCAAGUGAUGAUUAUUUAUCUUAUUGGAAAAUUAUAAAUAGACCUAGUAAAAUUGAAAAAAUUGUUAAAGAAGUUAAUGAAAAUAUUAGUAAGCAAAAAAAUGUACUACUAGAAGAAUUAAUAAAUGAUGAAUCAAAAUUUCAGAGUAGUAUUGUUGACAUGAAGGAAAAUGUUCAAUCAAUAAAAAGUUUCAAUGAUGAAAGUAAUUAUUUGAGCAUAAAUAAAUUUAUUCUCACUGUGCAAAAUCAGCUUACUAUCUUAAUAAAAGAGUCCAAAGAAAUCAAUUAUCGAGAAAAGCUAUUUAAUAUUGAAAUAUCUGAUUUUUCUAUACUCCUGAAAAUUCAAAACGAACUAAACUUAUAUUACAUAUUUUGGCUAAUAUAUAAAAGCAUAAAGGCUAUGGACGAACGAUUUGACAAAAAAAUAAAUUCUUUAAAUUAUAAAAAAAUAGAAGAUGACUUUAAUUUGAUUUUAAAAAAUAUGAAUAAAAUUAACAAACAUGCUAAUGAGUAUUAUAAAAAUAAAAAUACUCUAAUCAAAAAAAUGAACGAGAAAUUAGCCUUCUUCAGUUCGUAUGUAUCCUUGCUAAUUUCGCUAAGAAAACCGAGUAUAAAGGAAAGGCAUAAAGAUCAGAUCAUUGAUGAAAAGAACAACAUCGACUUUAACAACAUAACAUUUAAUGAGCUACUGAAGCUAGACAUAAAUAAUAAAAUCACUAGUAUUAUCAGCAUUUGUGAAAAGGCAAAUAAGGAGAACGCAAUUGAAAAGUUUUUGGGGAAAAUAAAAAACAAUUUUAGUAAGAUCGAAUUUCAAAUGAAACAAGAGGAGAAUAAUAAAAUAUCUAUUAUUUCCAAUAUAAAUGAAAUAUUAACAAAAAUUGAAGAAAAUUUAGUUUUAAAUCAGAAUUUGUUAAUAAUAAAUAUUUACGAAAUUUAUCACAUCGAUAUAAUUAACAAUCAGAACAUGAUGAUAAAUGCUAAUAGUAUUAUUAACACGUUAAGGAAAAGUCAAAAUUUGUUUUUGUACUUGAGCAGAAUUUUUGUCCUAACAGAUAUAACGAAGCAGCUCACCAAUGAGUCUAAAAAGUAUAAAUUAAUUUACAAUAAUUUUCUGAACAUGUACAAGAUUAUUGAAGAAGAUAAAAGACUGGAGAAAUUUUGUUCAAGAAAAGAUACAAAAGAAAAGUUAACAGAGUUAUAUAACAACUUAAAUAUGUUGUUAAAAAGUAUAAAUGAAUAUUUAGAUUUAAAGAGAGAAAUUUUUAAUAGGUUUUAUUUCUUAAGUACUGAUGAUUUAAUAAAUUUGAUAUCUUCGAAUAUUAAUGAUCAGAUAAAUACUUAUUUAUUUAAAAUAUUUAAUAGUAUAUAUAAGCUAGUUAUUGUGAAUGGAUAUAUCGUUGCUUUUCAGUCUCAGAGAGGAGAAGAACUAAUCUUAUGUAAUGAAAUAAAAAUAGAAAAAAAAGAAAUGACAGAGAUUUUGGUUGAAGUAGAGAAAGAAAUGUUUUUGAGUGUGAAGAAACAAAUAUAUAAUAAUAUUCUAGAAUACAAAAAUUUAAUAGAUAUAAAAGAAGAUGACUUUUUGAAAAGUAAUGAUAUAAAAACUUACACGGAAGGAAGAACUUGCGAUUACGAUUCCGCGUAUUCUUCUUGUUCCUUUUCGUCUGACAACAGCUUAAUGUAUGACAACGGGUAUAGAAUGGAAAACGAUAAAGAUGUAAAACAGAUAGGGCGGAAUAGAAGCGAUGAACUCGAUAGAAGCAGUGAUCUGGGGAGAAGCAUAGAUCCAGGUAGAAGUAGCGAACUAGGUAGAAGCAGCAUGGGAGAUAAGGGGGGAAAGCACAAGAAGAGUGCAUUACCAAUGGAGUAUUACGAACACAUAAGUAAAAAAAUAAAAUUUUCUUUAAAUAAAAAUAGUCAGUUUGUACUGAUAAUAAAGAAUUUAUUUUGGUCCAAUUUAGUGGAGCUCUUUUUAAAAUAUAAUAAUUUAAAUAAAUAUAAAAAGAUAUUAAAUGAAGAGUUGUAUGAAUACAUCAAUAUAAUAAAUAAAGUAGACAAAAAAAAAAGUGUGUUAUUACAUACGUUAAUAAUAUCUUUAGUUCAUAAUAGAGAUAUAGUAGAAGAAUUAAUUAAAAAAAGAGUAAACGAUGUAAAUAAUUUUAACUGGUUAAUACAGUUGAAAUAUUUUUACUGCAAUAAAAAUUUAUAUAUCAAAUAUUUAAAUGAAUUAUACAUAUAUGGAUAUGAGUAUAUUCAUAAUGAUAAUAAAAUUAUUUUAACAAAUCUAAUAAAUAAAUAUUUUAUAUCCAUUUUACAUUCAUAUAGUUCGAAAUUGGGUGUAUGUUCAGUUGGUUUUGCAGGUACUGGGAAAACAGAAACAACAAAAUAUUUUUCAAAAUUUGUCGGGAAAUUUUAUUUUGUGUAUAAUUGUAGUAGUAAUAUAAAUUUUGAUUUUUUAAAAAAUUUAUUUUUCGGCAUAGCAACAAAUGGCAUCUUUUUCUGUUUUGAUGAAUUUAAUAGAAUAACAAUUGAAGCGUUGAGUGUUCUAGCUCAACAGCUGUGUAAUUUAUUUAAUGCAAAAUCUAAGAAGUUUGUUAUGAAUAAUAUGAAGACAAAACAAAAAGAGGUGGAGCUUGGGGAAGGGGGAAAAAAUGACUUAAACAUGAUUUCAAAUGAAGAGAAUUUUGUAAGGAAUAGCUCAGUGUAUGAUCCUGGUGAUGGGUUGGAAAAGUACAUGAGGGGAAAGGGUAACUACGUGUAUGAUAGUGGAGCUGAAAUGGGGAAUAAUAACAAAAACAAUAAUGGAAGUUAUGAUGGCGUUAAAAAUUACAUGGACAGCGGUGGUGGCUUGUCCAAAAAGAAAAGCGUAAAAGGUACAAUAGGUGCAAAAAAAAACUCGCUCUUUUUUUUCGAAGGAAAAUAUAUAAAAAUCAACGAAGAAUUUAAUAUUUUUAUUAUAAUUAACCCUUUUUAUAAAGGUAGAAGUGUACUACCAAAUAACAUUAAAGCAUUAUUCAGAUUUUUUAAUUUUGUUAAACCAGAUUUUUUUACCAUUGUAGAAGUGAUGCUCUAUUCCAAGGGAUACAAAUAUAGCAAAAUUUUGGCAAAAAAAAUUAUUUUGUUGUUUGAAUUAUGCGAGCAUAACUUAAGUAAUCAGAAGCAUUAUAAGUAUGAUUUAAGAACAGUGAAAAAAGUAACUCACGUCAUGGGUAAAAUCAUCGUAGAUAAGGAUAAUGACAGCGCCGGAGGCGCUCACUAUAGAAGUAACGACAGAUAUGAAAACAUUUUUUAUGAGUACAAAUUUUUGUUUAUUGCCAUCAUUGAGUGUAUUAUGCCAUCUAUUGUGAAAAACGACAUAUAUCUUUUUCUGAACAUAUUGAAAAAUAUAUUUUACGAAUUAUAUACCUACAAUCAAUCUUUGAGAACUUGUACUAAGGAGGAGACUACGGUCGACAUAAAGUACAUCCUGUCUAGUAAUAGAAACGAUGACAACAGUAUAAUGAUGUAUGUAAGAAGCUUUUAUUCCAAUAUGAAUGAUGAAAGGGGAACAGCGAACAAUGCUGAGGAGAAAAUCAACAAGGGGGAUGGAUGUGGACAUGUAUUAUCUACACAUUAUGAUGCUAAGGAAGAAAGAGAAAAAGAAGCAGACAAUAUCAAACCUUUAAGUGAAGGCAAAAUCGAAAAGGAGAAAAAUGUAUCUGCAGAAGUGGAAGAAAAAAUGAAAAGUUUAUAUGAUAAGAAAGGGGGAGAGGGAACCGCAAAAUUUAGGGCAUACAUAAAGAACGAUAAGAUGGAAAGUUCAAAAGAGGUAAGUGGAAAGACAGAAAUAAACAUUUUGGAGGAUAGUGGAAACUAUACUAGCAAAGGUGGAAGCAGGAAGACGACCAACAAGAUAGUCUUAGCUGAUGAUAAUAUGGUCAACUCCGCAAAAGGGGAAAACGGAAAAGGGAAGAAAUCCUUUUUAUGUAAAAAAGAAAUGGUUGAAGAUUAUUUAAAAUGCAUGUUAAAAAAAAAGAUGCUAGAGUUAAAUUAUGUGUGCACUGAGAGAUAUGUAAGUAAACUGAUUCAACUGUAUAACAUGAUAAAGUUUCACACAGGUGUCUUAUUUUUAUCAUACCCCUUGUCCAAAACAACUUCAUACAAAAUAUUAAAUAGAACAAUAAAUACAAUUAAUGAUAGGGAAAUAAUAAAAAGAAAAAUGAAUGAUUAUAUUAUUAAUGCAAAUGUUGUAAGAGAAAUGGAUAUGCUAGGUUUUUAUGAAGAGGUUUCGAAUAAAUGGGUUCAUGGCAUUUUAACGAAAAAAAUAUUAGAAAUUAAUUCUAAUUAUAAUAAUGAUAAUUAUUUAAACAUUAUUUAUUUUGAUUGUUAUUUGCAUUCUAUAUGGAUAGAAAAUUUAAAUUCAGUUUUAGAUGAAUCUAAAAUUUUAUGUCUUUCUAAAUGUGAUAUCAUACCAAUUCAUAAUCAUACUCGUUUUAUAAUGGAAACAAAUAAUUUAAAACAUAUUACAAUGGCUACCAUAAGUAGAUGCGGAUUGAUAAUUUUAAAUAAUUAUGAUUUAAGUAUUGCUUCUUAUAUAUGUUCAUAUAUAAAUACAUUGUCGAACAAUUUUGAUACAAUCCAUAAACAUAUAUUAUUAAAUUUAUUUAUGGUCUUUUUUUACAAAUCCUUGUUGUUUAUUUGUGUUAAUAAUUUAUUUGUGUAUACAUUUAACGAAUAUUAUUAUUGUAUCUCUUUUAUUAAAUGCUUAGAUAGUUUAUUCUCUUAUUGCCUAUUUGAAAUCAAUGAUACUAAUAAAAAAGAAAGUUUUCAAAAGUACAUUACAUCCAUUUUUAUCUAUUCGUUAAUCUGGACUGUCGGAUCGAACACAUAUAAAAGAGGACGUAAAAUAUUUAACGAUUUUUUGUGUAGAAAUAUUUUAAAAUAUAAUCUGAAGUUAACUUUUGAAACAUUAGAAGGAAGAAUAAUAGACAUUCGUGAGCUCAAUAAUAGCACUAACACUGAUGUAGAAGCUGCAUCCUCUUCGCCUAAUCACCAGAAGUUGGUACUGAACGAGCUACAAUGUAGUAUAAUGGAUUCUUCCAAGGACAAAAAUGUUAAAGACGUGGGUGAAGAAAUGGCAAGGACGGAAGUAGUAGAUAUAGAAGUGGAAGAGAAAUAUGUAACAGAGAAAGAUAUAGCAGAACAGAUUGUGCACAACUUUGGAAAAAAGAAAGUUAUUAACAAUGUUAAUAAUAAUGGAGUCCAGAUAGGAGAGGUCACAAAACUGCAGAGAGACUUGAGUGCAAAUGAGAAUGGUCAGAUAAAUGAAGAAAUAUAUGAACAAGACAGGGAAAAAAUUAAUAGCUCGCAGUUGAACAAGGCAAUUGGUGAGAAACUGCACGAUAAAGACGAAGAUAAACUAAAUGGUGGUUCGUAUGAAGCGGAUAACCGUGAAUCAGACAGCGUAGAAAUAAGUGAAGUAAGUAGUGUAGAAAGCAGUGAAGAAAGCUGUCAUGACUCGGACAUAGACAUAUACAACGAGAAAAAUAGAAACAUUGGGAAGUACUACGAAAGCAUAAAUAGCAUAUAUGAUUAUUACUUAAAAAAUUACAAAAGGUGUACAAAUCUGUACAAAAAUUAUGAUAUAAAUGUAGGAGAUGCAUCCAAUGGUUCAUUAUUUUCCAAGUCAUACGGAAACUACAGCUCGGAUUCGAACGUAAGUGAGGAUUGUAGAUAUCUGAAAAGAAAGCAUAAAAGAUGCAGGAGGGUCAAAGAGACCGAAAAAGGCACAUCACAGAAGGAUGUAGGGGGAAGAAAAAGUAAAUAUUUGAAUAAAUACGAUACCGAAAAUAUAUACGACAUCCUUCAUAAUGUUAACUACUAUAACGAUGUUUACAAUUUAACCGACUCAGCGGAGGUGGAGAGAGGGGAAACAGGGAUAAACAGGCUCAAGAAUGAUGGAAACGUAGGUAGUAGGGAUAAUGGCGGCAAUAAGGGAAGUAGCGAUGGAGAGAAGUUCUCACCUGAGGAGCGGAAAGAAGCGGAUAAGAGUUCAUCAAAUGCAAGGGCCAAAGGAGGAAGGGGAAAAAGAAAAGGGAACUACUCGGAGUUUGAAGUGAACCUGUUCAACUUUUACUUCAACUAUCAGAAAAAUAUCUUGAGUCAUUUAAAUAACAGGGGAAAUAAAUUUACGUCAAUAGAUGAAUAUAUGAAUAACAAUACAGAUGUGAUGAUAAAACAAAAGAAGCACAUUUCGAUGUUAUAUAAUAUAGACAUAUUUAUGAAAAAUAAAAAGAAUAUAAUAAUAGCAGGUUGCAGUAAUAUAGGUAAAUCGUUAACAGUGGAUUAUUAUUUGAACAAAGUAAUUGCAAAGGAUAAAUUUUUUACUGUUGAUUUUUAUUUUUCAUUAAGUACAACAAGUAAACAUGUUAGAAAUUACAUAGAAUCUAAGUUAACAAAAAGAAGAAGUAAUUAUUAUGGGACAACAAAUAAUAAAAUAUGUAUGUUUUAUAUUGAUGAUAUAAACAUUGAAACGGAUAUUAGAUCCUUUGAGAGAAGUCAUUAUUUAUCAGCCCAUGAAUUUAUGCGUAUGUUAUUUAAUUAUAAAUUUUUUGUAGAUGAACAUCUAAAUUUAAAAUAUGUAGAAGAUUUAACGUGUCUUGCAACUAUGAACAAUGCGUAUACUAACAGUGUAAAUAGUAGACUAUACAACAAUUUCAAUAUAAUUUAUUAUAAUAAUUAUAAUUAUAAAGAAAUAUUUAAUAUCUUUUUUAGCUAUUUGAAAAACUUAUUUAGUGUAUAUGAUAUAAAUAUCAAAAGCCUAGCAAGCCAUUUAAUUGAUAUGCAAAUAGAUAUAUAUAAAUCACUUAAAGAAAUGAAAUAUACCUAUGAUGAGGAAAAAAAAGAAGAAUUGUUUUUACAUUUUUUUAAUAUAAAUCAUAUUAAAAAUGUUUUCAAAUAUAUAUUUUAUUUAUCAAAAAAUAUAAAUAUCCGAAAGGAACAAAUUUUAUUGUUUUUCUUACACGAAAAUAAAUCUCUGUAUGUGGAAAGUUUAAAAUCAAAGAAGAACAAAAAAUUAUGUACAGAUAUAAUUAUAAGUAAUUUUAAAAAAUAUUUUAAGGAUGAAUUUGAAAAUGUAUCUGAUCGAUAUGAUAAUAUACUUUUUUGUAACUUUUUAAAUUUAUAUCAAAAUGUGUAUGAACAAGUUCAGGAUAUAAAUGACCUGUACAAUUGUAUCCAUUCGUAUAUUUCUGAUUAUAGUAAUAAUGAAAAGAUUAAUUUGAUACUAUUCGAUAAUAUAUUAAUAUAUAUAUGUAAAAUAACAAAAACAUUUAUGACAGAAAAUUCUCAUAUCUUAUCUAUAGGUAUAAAUGAUAGUAUUAAAAAAAAUGUAAAUAAAAUCUGUGCAUUUAUAAUAAACAAAACUUUAGUCAUCUCUGAAUUAAAUAAAAAUAGUAAAAAGAAAGUUUUUAAAGAAGAAAUUAAAAGAUGCUUAUUUGAUUGUGGUAUAUAUGAAAAACCAUGUGUAUACUAUCUAAAAGAUGAAAAUGAUAAUCUUAAUUUUAUUCUAGAAAAUUUAAACAAUAUUUAUAAUUAUAGUGAUAGUUAUCUCUUAUACAAUGAAGAAAAUUUAAAAAAAAUUUACAAUGAAUGUAAAAAUAAAUGUGAGGGGGAACAUGUAGUCAGAAAUUUAACGAAUAUUUAUAAUAUUUAUAAAAAGACUAUACGCAAGAAUUUUCAUGUAAGCCUGAAUAUAUCCCUCAGUUCCGCUGAUCAACUUUUAAAGUAUCCCUAUAUUUUAAAAAAUUCGUACUUGAUUUAUUUUGAGGAGGACACCAAUGAAGGCCUGCACAUAAUAACGAAAAACUUUUUCAAAGAUGAGCGUGCAGGUUUGAAGCAGGCCCUCAACUUUGCGCAGAAUGCGGUAGAAGUAGUUGAAUCAGUUGAAACUGUCGAAUCAGUCGAAGCGGUAAACGUGGCAGAUGCGGAAGACAACACGAAAAAGAAAAAGGCUACUUACGAUACGAAUGGCGUUACCGAGCAAGGUGGAAACAAACUGAGCAUUGAAAACGACGGGGCUUCCCAAAUUGAGAAGGCAAAAGACCAGACGGACGAACGGGAUAGUAACAAAGAAGUCAGUGAAAAACACACUGAUGAUGCAAAUGAUGUUAUGAACAAAGCAGGUGUUACUAACGAAAGUGAGGGUAAGGAUAAACUUAACAAAAAUUUGGAAAAUUCUAAUAUUACAAGUGAUAAAAUAGCUCUUCCGGGGGAACCUUUGGUACAUAGUGAUGAAUUGGAUAUUUAUAAAGCGCGUGGCAUUGGAAAGAGGUCCAAUGGUGAAGCACUACAUGAAGUAGAUAUUGAAAUGACAAAUCGUGAAGAGGAGUGUAAACAUUUGGAGCAUAUUAUAGAGAACAAAAUACUUAUUAGAAUUCAUAAAGAGAUAGUUUUGCUAUCAAAAAAAUAUUAUGAAGAAAAACAAAUAUAUGUAUGCAUAAAUUCAAAUAAAUAUCUUCAUUUGCUUCACUAUUUUGACUAUUUUUUUAAUUUAAAAAAAACAGAGUUUGAUAGAAACGUAGAUCUGUAUAGCAAGGCUUUAGGUAAAUUACACAAAUGUGAACAAGACAUAAAGUUAAUGAAAAACUAUUUAUUAAAUAUGCAACCAGUACUAAAUAGUACCAAUAUUGAGAUGAAAAAAAAAGUAAACGAAAUAGAAAGAGAGACAAAAGAAGCUUAUAUAAAACAAGCAGAAAUUAAGAAGAAGGAAAAUGAAAUGAAAAUUAAGAUAAGGAACAUUACUAACUUAAAAAAUAAUGUAAAUGAAGAAAUAUCAAAAAGUUUUGAUCUAUUAAAUGAUUCCUUAAAUAAUUUAAAUAAAUUAAAAGUAGAGCAUUUACGAGAAUUGAAGGCUUUUGUAAACCCACCAGCUAUUGUUGUAAUGGUUAUACAAUGUAUUUUAACUUUUCUAAAAGAAGAUGAAAAAUAUUUACAAGGGAAAAUGAUCAGACCGAAGACUUUAAACUAUUGGGUAUUAGCACAGAAAACCAUUUUUAGAGAUUCUAAAUUAUUUUUAGAUAAAUUAAAACACUAUGACAAAAAUUCUAUUGAAGAAGAAAUGAUAGUAAAAAUUUCACCUCUUAUUAAAAACAAAAAUUUUAAUCCAAAGUUUGUGAGAAAAGCAUCCAAAGCAUGUGAAACCAUGUGUCAAUGGAUACUAGCCAUUUAUCACUAUUUUAUUAUUAACAAAGAAUUACAACCAAAAAAGGAAGAAAUGAUAGUUUUAGAAAAAGAAAUUAAUAAAGAACUAAAUUACCUAGAGAUAUGUAAAGGAGAAUUAGACUUUGUAAACAAAAAUUUAGCAAGAAUUGAGAAAGAAAAGGAAGAAAUUACUAUUAAACAAAAUGAACUGGUUCAAAAGAUAGAAAAUAUAAAACAGAAAAUAAAACGAUCGAAAAUUAUUUUGUCUUGUGUUUUAGAACAAGAAGCUAAAUGGAAUAAAAAAAAAAAUUAUUUUAAAAAAAAAAGAGAUUUACUUAUGGGUGAUUGUAUUAUUGUAUCUUCUCUUGUAAAUUAUUAUUCCUAUUUUUCCUAUGAAUAUAGGGUUAUCACAAAAUUAAAAAUUCAAAAAAUUUUAAGUUCAUUUGAUAUAAAAUAUACUAGAAAUAUAUCUAUCCACAACUUGUUAGAAUCAAAAAUUAAUUUAGAAAAAUGGAUGGCAUAUGGUUUAACUAACAGCAAAUACUAUUUUGAAAAUGUGGUUAUAAUGAACAACAGUAUUAAAUAUAACCUAUUAAUUGACCCUCAUUUUAUAGCUACCAAUUUCCUUAAAAAUCUAUAUCAUAAAAAAAAAGAUGUAGAAAUAUUACGAAAUAACAGCUUUAAUUUUAUUGAAAAAAUCGAAAAAUACAUGCAGCUUGGAAAUAUUAUUCUAUUCACACAUUAUGAUGAUGAUGCAAAAAUAUUAUUUUCUUCUCUUUUUAAUUACAAAAUUAGUAAAAGUUUGUUUAAUUUCGAAAGGGAGAGGAAUAAAGCAGAUAGUGCUGCUUCUCUAUUCUGUGAAAACAAAAAAAACAAUUUGAACAACUCCAUAAUACUCAACCAUGAUGCGGAUACCAAAGACGCAGAGGAGCUGAGUAAUACCAUAAAUGAGGGCAUGCCUACAAAUAAUGCAACUAGUGCAAGUAAUGCAAAUAGAACGGAUAAGGCAGAUAGUGCGACAAGUGCAAGUGGCACAAAUAAUGAGAAUAGGACAGACAAUGCAACUAGUGCAAGUGGUACAAAUAGUGUAAAAAACAACUGCGUAAAUUUUAACAACAAAAUAAUACCAGUCGACAAUUGCUUCAACAUCUAUUUUAUUGUAUACGGAAACAAAUAUUUUGACGAUAGUACUCAGAACUAUCUAAACCUAAUAGACUUCAAUAUAAAUUUGAAAAUUUUAGAAGAGUAUUUUUUAGAAAGUCUGAUAGAGAAAAUGUCCAAGAGUUUCAUUGAAAAUAGGACAGCACUGAUUCAUCAUAUACAUGAUUUGAACAAUCAGCUGAUGGAUAAGGAAAAGGAAAUAUUACACAUUUUAAAUUUUAAGGAUGACAUCUUAAGUGAUGAUGAUAUUGUUAUUACUUUUGAAAAGACGAACAACUUAUUCCAAGAAAAUAAAAAAAAAAUUAAAGAGUUUAAAAUUAAUAAAAAAGAAAUUAUUAAAAUUAGGAAGAAUUAUAUGAGCAUAUCAGAACAUAUAGCAGUAACGUACCAUUGUAUUAAUGGUCUGGUGGCAUUAAAUCCUUUUUACAAUUUUUCUAUUCUUUCAUUUGUACAUAUAUUAAAUAUAAGUAUAGAUAAAUCAGAACAAAAUAAAUUAUUAGAUAAGAGAAAAAAAAAUAUUCUAAAUAUUUUCACACGAAAAAUUCAUUUUGAAGUUGCUAGGACAUUAUCAGAAAAGCACCAGCAUAUCUUUUUCUUUUACUUAGUCUGUAUGUUAAACAUUUACAAACGAGAAAUAGAGUAUGACGACUACUACUUUUUUAUAUAUGACGAAUAUCCCCCGAACGCAGGUGCCAAAAAUGAGGUUGUUAGGAUGGUGCAAAAGAAGGGGCAUCUCAGGGGGAUGAAGCGGGAUAUGCAACACAGCAUUAGUGAGAUAGAUCAUCAUAACAAGAGCGCAAUAAAAAGGUGGUCAGAAAACGAAGGGACAAGUUCUUGUGAGGAUUUAGAUGAAGAGAGUGAAGAAGGAGGAGAUGGAAAAGAAGAACAGUACAAUCAACCAUUUGAUGGUGUAUCUCUGCAUAGCCUCGAGUCUGACAGAGGUGAAGCGGUAGAUGGUUGUGAAGUGCAUAGGGAAGUAGAUCAGGAGGGAGAACGAAACAGCAGCUCGAAUUAUAGCUUGAAUCGUAGCAUGCAUCGUGGUGUGCAUCGUGGCACACGAACCAGCGGAAGUUUGAAAAGGGACAACAUUGAAUAUUUGUUGUUACCGAAAAAAAAUGAAAAAGAUGAUUUCAUGAACUCUUUUGAAGAUAAUGCGAUUAUAGAAAGGAAAGAAAAAAACAUGAAGGAAUAUAUUAUGAAAUAUGUUUUUGAUUUUGAUACAAAAGAAUUAUCAUGGUUAAGUAUGAAAGAAUAUAUAAGUGUAAAAAAAUUAAUAAAAAAAGAAAAAUAUUAUAUAUUUUUUAAAAAGGUAUUUAAUGAAUAUGAACAUAUUUUUAGAACUAUUAAAUCAGAUCAUACCAUUUUACAGCAUAAAGAUAUAAAAAAUUUGUUGACAAGUUUUGAAAAAUUAAUAAUUUAUAAAAUUUUCCGAUUUGAUAUUUUAAAAUUAAAUAUGAAUAAUUAUGUAGACACAUAUUUGAAUAUAACUUCACAAGCAUAUCCUAAAGAUUUAUAUAAAUGUUAUGAACACUCAUCAAAUAAUAAAUUAAUUUUAAUAUUAGCUGAACAUCGUCUAAACAUAGCAAGUGAAAUUAUGCUCUUAAGUGAAAAAAUUACAGGUAGAAAUAACCUAAUAAUAUAUAAUAAAAAUGACAAAACCAAUUUAAUUAAUAUAUUAAAUGAUGCUAUUAAAAAUGGUUUCUGGGUACUUAUAGAAAAUGCUCAUCUAAAUAUUCACCUAAUUUUAGAAAUAGAAAAAUAUAUAGAAAUUUGCAAUAUUCAAUAUUCCAACCCAGAAUUUAGGAUAUGGAUAGGUACCAGUUCUGUCCAAUCCUUUCCAUGUUAUUUGUUAAAAUUGUGUGUAAAGGUAACUUUUGAGAAUGUGUAUAAUUUGAAGACAUCACUUCUUAAUAUAUACUCGAACAUGGCACAAGAGGAGGAAGCGGAGGAAGUAGAGGAGAAGGAAGCGGCAGAUGAGGAAGAUGUUGAAAAUGCGGAGGAUGUGGAAAAUGCGGAAGAUGCGGAAAAUGCGGAAGAUGCGGAAAAUGCGGAAGAUGCGGAAGAGGGGGAUGAAGCUGAUGAAGCGUAUGACGGAUAUGGGGAUUGUACGUACGACAAUAAUUUGGCUAGAAAUAAUAAAAAAAGAAUAAAAAGAAACGAGAAUGAAAACAUUUUAAUAAACAAGUUAAAUUUCAGCUUGUGCUUUUUUCAUGCUUUAAUACAAGAGAGAAACAAAUUUAAGAAUAAAGGAUUUAACAAUAGCUACGAAUUUACAGAUAUAGAAUUAAAAUUAUCUAAAGCUAAUAUAUGCAAGUUUUUUAAUAAUAAAAAUAUAGAUAUGGAUUUAUUAAUAUAUUUAAUUGGAAAUAUAAUAUAUGGCGGUAUAAUAAUAGAUCCUAACGAUCAAAAAUGUUUUAACAUCAUUUUAAAAAAGUACAUAAGUGAAAAGGUAAUAUAUUCUAAUAACGAGUAUAAGUUUAACAGUUACUAUUAUUGUCCUCAUAGUUCAAAUAAAAAUAUAUUUUUACGAUAUAUAAAAUCAUUACAAUUUAUUACAGACUUUUCUAUAUUUAAUCUACACCCGUCGCUCAACGUUUUAUAUUUAAAAAAUUACAAUUUGAAAAUUUUAAAAAAUUUAGAACGCCUAGAGUGUAAUAAUGUGCAGAAAGAUAAAACCGAUGUCCAUAUUUUAAUUAUUAUAGAUAUACUAAGAAAUAUUCUACCACCUUUUAUAGACUCGAAUGAACUAAAUAAUUUAUUUUUAAAUAAUUUAAAUUGUUCUAUUAUAACAUUUUUAAAAAUGGAAGCAGAUAAAUAUAAUAAUUUGUUAAGAAUUAUUUAUGAUGACUUAACUAAUAUAAUUAAUUUUUUUAAAGGAAAAAUUAAUUUUAAAAAUAUUAGUCAUACUUAUAACUCUUUAAUGAACUUAUGUAUACCCAGAAAAUGGAUAGCCAAUUCCUUUUUUUCCAGUCUACAAAUAUUUCAUUUUGCAAAAUUAAUAAAGUUAAAAAUUUCUUACAUAAAUAAGUACAUAGGCAAUUUGGACAAUAAAGUCUUUAAUCUGGCUGCCUUUAUUUCUCCCAAGAGUUUAAUGCUUGCCAUAAGAGAAAAAUUUAGCAAAGAAAUAAAAAUUGAUGCGAAUAACAUAAAAUUAAAAUAUGAAAUUUCCACAUAUUUUCUUGAAGAAGAUAUAAAAGAAGACAGCUAUUUUGUUGGUGGGAUGUACAUCGAAGGAGCUAUUUUUGAUAUAACAAAUUUAUCAAUAAAAGAGUCAACAAAUAAACAACUGUAUUCACCUAUGCCUUACAUAAAAAUAUAUUUCAUUACUAAAAAAAAGCCUGACCUUAAAAGCAGGAAACCAAAAUUUAAUUGCCAUAUCUUCAAAUGUCCCAUAUAUAAAAACAUACACAAAACAGAUAAUACAAUAAAUAACAACGAGCCCAUAUUUUACUUAAAGAUAAAUUCAAAGGAGAAAAAAGAAAAGUGGAUCGAGCGAAAUGUAUCCGGUGUAUUAAUACUAAAAUGA
Plasmodium malariae is the source of this 16134-nucleotide messenger RNA. Its product is annotated as dynein heavy chain, putative. Gene Ontology annotation, cellular component: dynein complex. Gene Ontology annotation, biological process: microtubule-based movement. The coding region runs from base 1 to 16134 and encodes 5377 amino acids. The transcript has 11 exons. Lineage: Eukaryota; Apicomplexa; Aconoidasida; Haemosporida; Plasmodiidae. The record is from RefSeq and is a predicted model, not a curated record. Gene Ontology annotation, molecular function: dynein light intermediate chain binding; dynein intermediate chain binding; minus-end-directed microtubule motor activity.